AUGCACGUCUCAUACAUCUCUCUGGCGUUCUUCACCAUCGGCGUCAUCGCCGCCCCCGCUGCUCCCAAGCCCAGCAACGAUGUCGGAGGCGUCACUGGCGGCUUCCCUUUCAACCCAGCGGGCCCUUCCAGCAUCGUAGACAACGAUGAUGGAUUCGACGACUUCCCCUCCGCCCUCGACGCAAUGGAACAGGCCUUGGCUGAGAAGCAACAGUCCGCGCAGUCCGCUCAGGCCGCUGCACACCCAUCCACCACCCACGUCGUGCUAGCCAAGCCCACUUCCGCCCAUGGAGUCGCGGACUUCCCAGCUCCUGUCAUCUCUCAGCCUUCGGAUCUCCCUCACCCCUCCUCUGAUACCUCGCAGUCUCAUGUCACUUCCAAGGCUACCCCCACCGCCAUCACCACUCCUUCCUACGCCGCCAUCCCCACUUCUUCCUACUCCGCAAUCCCUGCCCCUUCCUACACCGCCAUCCCCACUUCUUCCUACUCCGCAAUCCCUACUCCUUCUUACGCCGCCAUCGCUACUCCUUCCUACUCUGCAAUCCCUACUCCUUCUUACGCCGCCAUCGCUACUCCUUCCUACUCCGCAAUCCCUACUCCUUCUUACGCCGCCAUCGCUACUCCUUCCUACGCCACUAUCCCAACUCCAGCUAAGGGCAGCUCUACUUCUCCUUCUAGCGAAAUUCCCACUCCGGCAUCUGCUGCCUCUAGCACCCCUGCUGCCCCUGGCCCCCUUGGUGGCCUGGCCGGGAACGUUCCGGUGUUCGGAGGCCUCGUUGCCGGUCCCCUGGCUGGCCUCGGUCUCCGUCGUUGA
Penicillium hordei is the source of this 813-nucleotide messenger RNA. RefSeq lists its product as uncharacterized. Lineage: Eukaryota; Fungi; Ascomycota; Eurotiomycetes; Eurotiales; Aspergillaceae. The coding region runs from base 1 to 813 and encodes 270 amino acids. The transcript has a single exon. The record is from RefSeq and is a predicted model, not a curated record.